AUGGCCCACUUCCUCCUCUCCCUCGCGGCAUCGUCACUGCUCGUCAAGUCCACGCUCAGUGCACCCUCAUCUGCGGCUGUCUCUUCGAGCAUCGUGGCCUCUGGUUUGAGCUCCGCCGCACCCGCGUUCGAGACAGUGGCCCUCGCAAGCGACGAUGCGAACGACAUCCUGUGGUUCGCCGACACCCCGAACAACCCUGACCCUCAGGCCAUCCGCGGGUCGCUCGGUGCCACGGUACUCGGCCCUGCCAACAUCCCCAUUGACCAGCAGAACGCCGACUUCCUCGCUCCCCCAAGCACCGAUGCCGGAAGCAUCAAAAACGCCAAGUGGCCAUUCAGUUUGAGCCACAACCGCCUGCAGACCGGUGGCUGGGCACGCCAACAGAACCAGGACGUCAUGCCCAUUGCCGGAUCCAUGGCCGGGGUGAAUAUGCGGCUCGACGCCGGUGCCAUCCGAGAGCUUCACUGGCACAGUACGGCAGAGUGGGCUUAUGGGACUGUCCAGGUCACAGCUGUCACCGACAAAGGACAGAACUUCCUUGGCAACGUGGGCCCGGGCGACUUGUGGUACUUCCCUCCUGGUAUCCCGCAUAGUUUGCAGGCGACGGCCGACCUUCCGGACGGUGCGGAGUUCCUCUUGGUCUUUGAUGACGGAGCAUUCAGCGAAGACUCGACAUUCUUGCUGACCGAUUGGCUCUCGCAUGUUCCCAAGGACGUGAUUGCUAAGAACUUCCAGACCAGUCCCUCUGCGUUCAAUCACAUUCCCGCCCAGCAGCUAUACAUAUUCCCAAGCGUCCCAAUCUUUGUUCGCAUAUACAUCUACAUCUGCAUCUCGCGUUUGUGCGGUGCAGCCCCACCUGCGGACAACCUUCAGGCACCUGUCAGCCCGCAGGGCACCGUUUCGAACCCCUUCAUCUUCCCGCUCUCCCAGGUCAAUGCGACUCAAUUCUCUGGAGGCACCUUCAAGGUCGUCGACGAGUCGACGUUCACUGCAUCUACAGCGAUUUCGGCCGCGGAGGUGUCGGUUGAGCCCGGAGCGAUGAGGGAACUCCAUUGGCACCCGACUCAGGAUGAAUGGACCUUCUAUCUCGGCGGCUCCGCUCGUGUCACGCUCUUUGGCUCGAGUGGGAACGCGCGAACGUUCGACUUCCAGGCGGGUGACGUUGGCUUUGUACCUGCUUCCUUCGGUCACUAUGUCGAGAACAUUGGCAACACCACUCUUCACUUCUUGGAGAUAUUCAACUCUGGACGCGUGCAAGACAUUAGCUUGAGCCAGUGGCUCGCCCUGACGCCGCCCGAGCUCGUCAAAGCGCACUUGGACCUGUCUGACGAGACGAUCGCCCACUUGAGCAAGACGAAGCCCGUGAUUGUGGGGAGCGGCUCGCAGUGA
Epithele typhae is the source of this 1389-nucleotide messenger RNA. Its product is annotated as oxalate decarboxylase. NCBI's taxonomy places the organism in Eukaryota, Fungi, Basidiomycota, Agaricomycetes, Polyporales, Epitheliaceae. The coding region runs from base 1 to 1389 and encodes 462 amino acids. The transcript has 18 exons. The record is from RefSeq and is a predicted model, not a curated record. Gene Ontology annotation, biological process: oxalate metabolic process.